Molecule: messenger RNA, 567 nt
Organism: Cladophialophora yegresii CBS 114405
Lineage: Eukaryota; Fungi; Ascomycota; Eurotiomycetes; Chaetothyriales; Herpotrichiellaceae
Product: scytalone dehydratase
Exons: 3
Coding region: 1-567 (188 amino acids)
Biological process (GO): melanin metabolic process
Molecular function (GO): scytalone dehydratase activity
Source: RefSeq, a predicted model, not a curated record
AUGGCGUCAAAGGACAAGCUCAUCUCGUGGGAAGACUACCAAGGUUGUCUCAGAGCGUACUGGGAAUGGGCUGAGAGCUAUGACUCCAAGGACUGGGAACGCCUGCGCAAGAUCGUCGCCCCCACGGUCCGCAUCGACUACCGCUCAUUCCUGAACAAACUGUGGGAAGCCAUGCCCGCGGACGCCUUCAUCGAGAUGAUCUCGGACAAGAAGGUCCUGGGCGACCCGCGCCUGAUGACGCAGCACUUCUGCGGCGCGUCGACGUGGGAAAGAGUCUCGGACACGGAAAUCAUCGGAUACCACCAGCUCCGCGUGCCGCAUCAAAAGUACGCCGACGAGACGAGGAGCAAGGUCUUGGUCAAGGGCCACGCGCACAGCAGCAACCAGCAUUGGUACAAGAAGAUCGAUGGCGAGUGGAAGUUUGCCGGGCUGAACCCGACCAUCCGAUGGGGCGAGUAUGACUUUGACAAGGUCUUUGAGGAGGGGCGAGAGGAGCUCGGCGACAACGAGAAGGAGCAGAUCGCGGGUGACGUGGCCAAGCAGGCCGAGGGUGUCCCAACCAAAUGA